Molecule: messenger RNA, 1773 nt
Organism: Nyctereutes procyonoides (raccoon dog)
Lineage: Eukaryota; Metazoa; Chordata; Mammalia; Carnivora; Canidae
Gene: PLK5
Product: polo like kinase 5 (inactive)
Biological process (GO): protein phosphorylation; regulation of cytokinesis; mitotic cell cycle
Cellular component (GO): spindle pole; cytoplasm; nucleus
Molecular function (GO): protein binding; protein serine/threonine kinase activity; ATP binding
Source: RefSeq, a predicted model, not a curated record
CCGGCGCCGGGAGGGAUGGAGCCCGGGCCGCGGCCGCCCCGCACUCCCCGCCCGCCGGUCUCCGCCUUCCUGCGCGACCCGAGCUCCGGGCGCGUGUACAGGCGCGGGAAGCUCAUCGGCAAGGGCGCCUUCAGCCGCUGCUACAAGCUGAUGGACAUGUCCACCAGUGCCGUGUUUGCCCUCAAGGUGGUGCCUCGCGCUGGGGGCGCGGCCGGGCGACUGCGCCCCCGUGGUAAGGUGGACCGGGAGAUCGCCCUGCACAGCCGCCUGAAGCAUCGCAACAUUGUAGCCCUCCACGGACACUUUGCUGACCGCGAGAACGUGUACAUGGUGCUGGAGUACUGCAGCCGCCAGUCACUGGCCCACGUUCUGGAGGCGCGGCGGACUCUGACGGAGCCCGAGGUGCGCUACUACCUGCGGGGCCUGGUCAGCGGGCUGCGCUACCUGCAUCAGCGGCGCAUCGUGCACCGUGACCUGAAGCCCAGUAACUUCUUCCUGAACAAGAACAUGGUGGUAAAGAUUGGAGACCUGGGGCUGGCCGCCAGGGUGGGCCCGGGGGGCCACUGCCACAGAGUGCUCUGUGGGACCCCAAACUUCCUGGCCCCGGAGGUCAUCUCCAGGAAUGGGCACUCCUGCCAGUCAGACCUCUGGGCUCUUGGCUGCAUCAUGUACACAGUGCUGACUGGCACCCCUCCCUUCGUGGUGGGUCCCCUGUCCGAGAUGUACCAAAACAUCCGAGACGGCCGCUACCCCGAGCCCGCCCACCUGUCACCCAACGCGCGCCGCCUCAUCGCCCGCCUGCUGGCGCCCAACCCAGCGGAACGGCCCAGCCUGGACCACCUGCUGCAGGACGACUUCUUCACCCAGGGUUUCACCCCCGACCGGCUGCCAGCCCGCUCCUGCCACAGCCCACCCUUCUUCACCGUGCCCCAGCCUCUGGGCAGGCUCUUCAGGAAGGUGGGCCGGCUGCUCCUGCCCCAGUGCCGGCCCCCCUGCCCCAUCAUGGCUAGCGAGGCCUCGGGUCCUGGAGAAGGUGGAUCAGAUCCUGACCCCAUGGAGUGGGGCAGUGAGGCCACCCUGUUGGACACAGGGGCUCCCCACCCGGAGGUCCCCGUCCACCUGCUCACCCACGGGACCCUCAGGAGCGACCCAGCGGGGCCCAAGGGGAGCCAGAGGCAGGAGGUGGAGGUGGCCAUCAGAAACCUGCGGCUCUGCCUGGACCCGGGCCUCCCAGACCCCCCUGACACCCGUUACCCAGCCACACAGGACCUCCCAGGAGAGCAGCGGCCCAUCCUCUGGGCCCCCAAGUGGGUGGAUUAUUCCAGCAAGUACGGCUUCGGCUACCAGCUGUCGGAUGGGGGCAGCGGUGUCGCUUCGGGAUGGCACACACAUGGCCCUGCGCCCCCCGGGGGAGAGGGGGCCCGGCCCUCGCCCCCCCCAGCGGCCCCCAGCCUCUGCUUGCUGCGCUUCCUUGUGUCCGAGCGGGCGUUGCUGCUGCUCUUCAGCGACGGGACGGUGCAGAUCAGCGGCAGGGGCGACGGGGCUCACCUGGUGCUGAGUGGCGGCGUUGAGGAGCUGCGGCUCACGGUCUGGGAGGGCGGCCAGCCCCGCACCUCCUACCCCCGGGGCGCCCUGCAGAGCCCCGGCUGCGCCCCACAAGCCCGCCCGCGCCUUGUCCACGCUCUUCACAUGCUGCAGAGCAUCUAGUGCCCCCUGCAAGGUGACCGGGUCCCCAGCCCCAGUCCCGCUUCUGCUGUCUCCCCAGAGGGGUGU